This is a messenger RNA of Nothoprocta perdicaria, 4796 nucleotides long. It is a transcript of the gene SLC22A16, whose product is annotated as solute carrier family 22 member 16. The record is from RefSeq and is a predicted model, not a curated record. Gene Ontology annotation, biological process: transmembrane transport. NCBI's taxonomy places the organism in Eukaryota, Metazoa, Chordata, Aves, Tinamiformes, Tinamidae. Gene Ontology annotation, cellular component: membrane. The coding region runs from base 2 to 1726 and encodes 574 amino acids. The transcript has 8 exons.
CAUGGCCGCCAGCUCCGAGCGCCUCUUCGACUCCUUGGGACACUUCGGCAGAUUCCAAGCAUAUGUCUAUUUUGCAUCUGUCUUUCAAGCUAUGUCAUGUGGCAUCCACUAUUUAGCUUCUGUGUUCAUGGCUGUUACUCCUAACUUUGUGUGUGAUAUCCCUGGAAAUGUGAGCAGGGUYCUCUCCUACAACUCCUCUGGAUCAAGUAUAGAGGAUAUCUGGACACUAUGGACAUCAAGAGAAAACUACAUUGUGGUCUAUCUGGAAAAUGGAGAAACUUGGGAGCUUAAUCAAUGCAGCAGGUCCAAGCGAGAAGUUAAUUCAGAUCUCACGUAUGAAUACAAGGGCAACAAGUCGGAAUUUUCUUGUUCUGAUGGAUUUCUCUAUGACCAUGCAAAAUGGAAGAGCACUAUUGUUACCGAGUGGGACCUGGUCUGUGACCGAGAAUGGCUUGCAAAGUUAAUCCAGCCUACAUUCAUGCUUGGAGUCUUGAUUGGAGCAGUGAUUUUUGGUGAUAUUGCUGACAGGAUGGGAAGACAGCGUGUUAUUUGGUUCACGAGUGCUGGCCAGUUUGUAUUUGGCAUCGCGGUGGCAUUCACCUUUGACUACUACAGUUUCGUGGUUGUGCGCUUCCUCCUUGCUAUGGUUUCAAGUGGCUAUCUGGUUGUGGCUUUUGUAUAUGUGACUGAAUUUGUUGGCACUAAAGCUCGAACCUGGGCUUCUAUGCAUGUCCAUGCUUUUUUUGCUGUGGGAGUUAUGGUUGUGGCACUCGUGGGAUUUUUGGUUCGGACCUGGUGGGUCUAUCAGAUAUUUCUCUCCAUAACAACUCUUCCCUUUGUCUUGUGCUGCUGGAUGCUCCCAGAAACACCUUUUUGGCUACUAUCAGAGGAAAGAUACGAAGAUGCACAAAAAGUUAUUGAUAUAAUGGCAAGAUGGAACAAAGUAAGCACUCCUUGUAAAGUCUCUGAACUCUGCUCAGUCCAACAAGACCAUCUAGGCAAUGGCAGAACAGGUGAUAAUGACGUAUCUUCCACGAAGAAGCACAACAUCCUAGAUCUGUUUUGUAAUUGGCCCAUUGCAAGAAGGACCAUUACAGUCUGGCUGGUCUGGUUCACUGGGAGUUUAGGAUACUACGUGUUCUCCCUGAGUUCGGUCAAUCUAGGAGGCAAUGAGUAUUUAAAUCUCUUUCUCAUAGGUGCUGUGGAGUUGCCUUCCUAUGUCAUUGCUUGCAUUGGGAUGGACAAACUGGGAAGGAGAAACACACUCAUUCCGUUCCUUUUAUCAAGUGCACUGAUUUGUGUUUUAAUUAUGUUCAUACCUCAGGAUUUCAAUAUAUUAAUUAUCUUAGCAAAUAUGGCUGGCAAGUUCUCCAUAGGAGUGGCCUUUGGCCUUAUUUAUCUCUACACAGCUGAACUGUAUCCAACAAUUGUAAGGUCACUUGCUGUUGGAAGUGGGAGCAUGAUGUGCCGGGUAGGAAGUGUGGUUGCUCCUUUCUGUGUAUAUCUAAGAAGUGUCUGGAUUUUCAUGCCACUUUUGCUUGUUGGAAUCAUGGCUCUUCUGAGUGGAAUAUUAACAAUAAUGCUUCCAGAAACUCUUGGAAAACCAUUGACUAAUACUUUGAUAGAAGCUGCAGAACUGGGAAGAAACACGGAAAACUCUUCAGGGAAGACUCGUCCAGAAAAGAUAGAGAUGUUUGGUCAAGAAACAGCCAACAUUGAAAAAUAAGGCAACAGCAAAACGUCCUUUCCUGUUUUAAAUAAUUAUACAAUUCUUAAGGUCAUUUAAUUCAAGAAAUGCUGUACUACAAUUUCUGUGCCUUUUAUUCUGUAUCCAGCCUUUGCUUUUCAAUAGAGCAACUAUACAAAACCUUUUCCACAUGACUCAGGUACUGUAGAAAUUUUGAUGGGAUUUCUAGAUCCUCUGUCAGAAGAAGAAACUCUCUCAGAAUUUUAGAAAACCCGUCUGACAUGUUGUGACCAGUUGGAAUGUGUACUCUAAAUUUUGAAAGCUUCCCGAUUAUACAUGCAUACAAAAAUAUUGUAAUUCUUUACUUCAGAUUGUUUGCAGUUACAUCUGUAAAUGCAACACAAAAUGCCACAUCAAUAUAUUGCAAGCGAUAGUUCCAGGAUUCAGGCUUCAGAUCAUAGGAAACUCAAACACAUAGUUAUAAUUCAAUAGAGAAGACUUAAUAGUGGAUCAAGUCAUACCAAUAAUUCAAAUCUAAGCCAACCUAUUCAAUUUAUUCUUUGAAUUUACUACUGGAAAAGUUGCCAUGGCUAGCAACAAAAAAUGUUGUGUGGAACAGUUUCUGGCUGAAACAGUAAUCUUACAUUUGCAGAAUGCGCAAAUAGUUUGUAUACUAUUCAUUCUGUUGAAUGUCAAAUGUAUUUUUCUUAGUGGUUUAGAAAAAAAUAUCCACUGGCUCUGUUGCUGCCUUAAUAAUUUCUUUUUUGUUUAGGCAACAUCUGAUGCCUUUGUAAGCCAUAUUCAUUCCAGACUGUUAUUUCAGUGCGCUCUUCUCACUUACUUCAGCUCAGAUAUAGCAUCAGAUUCUUGUAACUUUUAGAAUUACACCUGCAAGAAAGCCUAGCUCUGUCCUCAGUGAAAUAGAGUAGGUGACACCUAGGUCCUGCUCAGGCUCUCUAUGCAGAGGUGCCUACACAGCAUUAUUUAUCAUAGGCCAGUUCUCCAUAGCUCCAUUUUUAUUUUCCGUCAGACUAUGCAAAAUCAGAUACAAAAUUAAAAAUUGAGAAUAUUACAGCUGGAAGAAACCAAUCAACAGACAGGCAAAUUAUCAGCUCCAGAUAGUUUCAGUCUCAGUGCUUGUGAGCGUCCCACCGUGCUCACACCUCACGUGUGUAUCAGUCCUUACCUGCUGGUGUGAUGAUCAUGUCUGGUGACUGUGGACCAUAGGAAACGAGCACAGCUCUGAAUGCAUUUAUUCCAGCUGCUGCUUUUGAAGCUUCUUGUCCCAGCUCUCCUUUYUCAUUGUACCUUCAGACCCAGGUGUUUCUUCCCAUCCUGUAUCCUCCACACUCCAUCAACCCUGAGUUGRGGCAGGCAGCCCUGCACUGCGUAUGUCUGGGUUCAGGGAGCCAUCCACUGCCUGGCCUGUGUGAACUCYGUCAUCCCCAGACUGAAAUCAGGAUUUUUCUGGUCCUAGACAACCUCUCUCAAGCUAGCUGGUACAACCUCAUCUAAACAAGUCUUCCCUUUYUCACUUCUUGGCCAUGUACCCUGAAAUGAGACAUCUAAAUGACUGUAACGGAAUAGUCCAUAUGCUAUAUAAGUCACUGUGCAUGUUUUUUCUUGUAUGUCUGCACAGUCAUGUUAGUUUCAAUGAUUUCUAAAAACGGAAUUUUGUCUAUAUCUGUUUGAAAAAGAAAAUAAAGAUUUUCUCUUCAGCCACUGCAUGGUCCUGGAGUACCAAGUAGCAUUUUGCUCUUGGGUUUAGGACAAGCUCAUACCCUAUGUGAGGUCCAAAAUAUUUCAAAGCCAAACAAAAAUCAACAAGUUUAAACUUAGACAGUUUCUAUUUGAUAACUCCCUGUAAAGCCAAAUCUUUACUCUCCCCUGAGUUAUGCGGGUGCUUCAAUAUUUACGGAGCAAACCCCAGAAGGAAAUUGCAUUGAUUGUUAUGGCUUCUGUCCAGAUAUAUUAAUUCAGCAAAAGCAAAUGCCUUACCUUAUCUACAUGAGUAAUGCCAUCARAAUGCAGAGGGGCGCUUGAAUACGCACUUUGAUGCCUGAAGGAGGAAUGACUCCCAUGCUCUGGCUCUCUGUUUGGCGAAGAGCAGCCCCAGUAUCUUCCAUCGCACUUGCCCUCUGUUCCCCAGGGCCGAGCAGCUGCCCUGUCGGCAGCAUCUGCCUCCCAGCCCUGCUCGCCCUGCCUUCAACGAGGGCUCACCCGGGCUGCAAAGGAAGGUGCCUUGCCAAAGUGCUGGCGCUCUGGCCUUUCCACCAUGCUCCUCCACAAAGCUCCGAGUACUUGCACGAUCUGAGGUUAUUUCACACUGAURCUACUUCUUUUUUAGCGUACGGUCCAAUCUAAAACACCUUCAUCCUGAGCGCUGGGACAAUUUCUCAGCUUCCUUACUGCAGAAUAGAAAAUUUAUUUUGGAGAUUAUCUCUCUGUGAACAGUUGAUGUGUGUUAUGUAUUAGUUUGACUUGAGUGAUUCAAGAUCAGGUCUGUUUUAAUCAGGAUAUAUAAGGUAAAAAAAGAAAAAAAAAAGAGAGAAUAAAGAAAAAGGCAAAGAUCUAAAUAUACAAGAAUACCUGUCCAGUCCUUACAGGCUACAACUUUCUAAUGAUAAUUCUGACCCAAAAUGUAGCUUGUUGGCUUUUAACCCUUUAAAUCUACUCCUCUUGUCACUGGAGUCAGUUGGUGUUUCAUUGAUUCAAGCGAGAGCUGGAUUUUCUCUGGGCUGAUCAUGUCACUAUUUCUUCCCUAGAAGUUCUCCUACAGCUGCAUCUUUUGAGAUUUAAUGCUUGGGGAGCUUUCAAGGUGCUCUGGGGUACCCUAUUCUUUUAGCUGAAGAAAUUUAUUACUGUAAAAAGGACAUGCCAUGUGUAUAUGUGUCAGGAGCAUUUCUGUUUACUUGGUUUUUACAUGCUGACAAAAAUAUGUUUAACACCACUACUAUGUUAUAAAUGUACUGUAGAAAGGAUGAGUUGAUUUCUUUCUUUUACAUAUGCCUAAAUUAUCAGAACCCUCUUGAAAGAGGACACUGAGUUUCUGAGAAAAUGCUUCUGCUCUUUGGAGCAUAAUUUCCCCUCAUUGAUCAUUAAAAAGAAU